Messenger RNA from Zymoseptoria tritici IPO323, 8808 nucleotides. It is a transcript of the gene HPS1, whose product is annotated as putative hybrid polyketide synthetase/nonribosomal peptide synthetase. The annotation marks the transcript as partial. NCBI's taxonomy places the organism in Eukaryota, Fungi, Ascomycota, Dothideomycetes, Mycosphaerellales, Mycosphaerellaceae. Gene Ontology annotation, biological process: secondary metabolite biosynthetic process; fatty acid biosynthetic process. The record is from RefSeq and is a predicted model, not a curated record. The transcript has 2 exons. Gene Ontology annotation, molecular function: fatty acid synthase activity; phosphopantetheine binding; 3-oxoacyl-[acyl-carrier-protein] synthase activity.
AUGGCCACUCCGCCAGAGCCCAUAGCCGUAAUCGGUGUCGGGUGCCGGUUUCCAGGCGGCUGCAACACGCCAUCAAAAUUGUGGGAUCUAAUCUGCGAGCAACGGGACAUCCAAUCGAAGGUCCCUCCGGAGCGGUUCAACAGUGAUGCCUUCUAUGACGAGGACGGGUCGAAACCGGGACACACAAACGUCAGCCAUGGCUACUUUCUCGACGAAGACAUCAAAGUAUUCGAUGCGGCUUUCUUCCGGAUGAGUCCAGCUGAAGUAGAGGCAGUGGACCCCCAACAACGCAUGCUUCUGGAGACCGUUUAUGAAGCUCUCGAAUCUGGCGGUACUACGAUGGACCAACUGCGUGGAACGGACACAGCAGUUUUUGUGGGUUGCAUGACUGGCGAUUACUCCGAGAUGCUCAUGCGCGAUACCCUUGAUCUGACUGGGUACGUGUCAUCGGGCGUAGCCAAGUCAAUCUUGUCGAACAGAAUAUCGUACUUUUUCGACUGGCACGGACCUUCCAUGACUAUCGAUACCGCCUGCUCCGCAAGUCUGGUGGCAGUACACGAGGCAGUACAAUCGCUUCGAUCCGGCAUGUGUAGAGUCGCGUGUGCGGCAGGGUCUAACGUCAUGCUCGGCCCGGAAAACUUCAUCACGGAAUCCAAGGUGCAACUCUUAUCUCCUACAGGAAGAAGUCGCAUGUGGGAUGCCGCAGCAGACGGAUAUGCGCGAGGAGAAGGUGCGGCUGCAUUGAUCAUGAAACCCCUCUCGCACGCCCUUGCCGAUGGUGACGAAGUCUACUGCAUCAUUCGCGAGACGGGUGUAAACUCUGACGGCCGGACCCAGGGGAUCACCAUGCCUUCUGCGGAGGCACAGGCCGCGUUGAUUCGGCAAACGUACGCUCGGGCUGGCUUGGACCCGCUGAAGGAUGGAUGCCAGUAUUUCGAAGCUCAUGGAACUGGUACUCAGGCCGGUGACCCACAAGAAGCGCGUGCUAUCCACGACGUUUUCUUCCCUGAGCUCCGAGAUCCGGCUGAAAUUCUCUACGUUGGCUCUGUGAAGACGGUCAUAGGACAUCUCGAGGGCGCUGCUGGCGUAGCAGGAGUCAUCAAAGCUGCUGAGGCGGUGCGAAGAGCUGUGGUGCCUCCGAACAUGCUGCUGCAAAAGCUGAACCCAGCCAUUGAGCCAUUCUCGACAAACCUCAAGGUGCCAAUGCAGUCCUCACCGUGGCCGCACCUAGCCCUAGGUGGUCCAAGGCGCGCAAGUGUAAAUUCAUUCGGCUUCGGCGGCACCAAUGCGCACGCAAUCAUUGAAAGCUACGAAUGCGGAGCAGCCAUGGGUCGAGCUUCGCAAAACCUUGACGUGAUUCCCUCGCCAGUGCUACUGUCUGCAAACUCAGAGCUGUCCCUCCGGGCUCAGGCGACGGCACUCGCUGAUUUUCUUGAGUCCCACGACUCAAUUCCUUGUUUCCAUGACUUGCUGUACACUUUACAGUCCAGGCGGAGCCAGCAUUACGUUCGGUUGGCCUUGUCAUCGAACUCAAGGGAAGGCCUCAUGCGCAAGAUCAGAGCUACUGCACAAUCCACCAGCAACAUUGGUCUCAACACAGCAAAGCUCUCAUCCAGCUUUCGCUUUUUGGGCGUAUUCACCGGACAAGGCGCGCAAUGGGCUACCAUGGGUAGUGAGCUGUUGAGAACCUCCUCAGUGGCGCAGAAGUGCUUCAAAGAGCUCGAUGCCUCUUUGUCCGCGCUUCCAGAUGCACCAGCUUGGACUCUGUCUGACCAAUGCCUCGCCGACGGUGACACUUCGCGACUUGGUGAAGCUGCAAUUGCACAGCCACUCUGCACUGCAGUACAGAUCAUGAUAGUGGACCUCUUGAAACAGGCCGGUGUCGAUCUGGUCUCAGUUGUGGGUCACAGCUCCGGCGAGAUCGCGGCUGCAUAUUCUGUGGGCGUGAUCUCGGCGCAAGAUGCAAUACGCAUCGCAUACUACCGGGGCCUCUACGCCUCGCUUGCCAGGGGUCAGAAUGGACAAAAGGGCGCUAUGAUGGCUGUGGGCCUGUCGUAUGAGGAGGCUUGCGAGCUCUGUGAAGGCGAAUUCGCCGGACGUGUGGACGUUGCGGCAUGGAACUCGGACACAAGCAACACCCUAUCCGGCGACGAAGACGCAAUCUUGGAGAUCAAAGCCAGGCUAGAAGACAGAGAUGUCUUUGCUCGCUUGCUCAAAGUCGAUACCGCAUACCACUCCCAUCAUAUGUUGGCGUGCUCGGGUCCAUAUACCAAGGCCUUGCAGGCUUGCUCGAUCAAGCCAAAUCGUCCCAAAAGAGGUUGCGCAUGGUUCUCCAGCGUCUAUGGCGGACGCAUCGAAGGCGAGGAUCUCAUUGACAAGUUAUCCUGCGAGUAUUGGGUCGAGAACCUGCUCAGUCCGGUCAUGUUUCACGAUGCGAUCGAGACUGCGGCUCACGGCGACCUGCUCUGCGACGCCGCGAUCGAAGUCGGGGCGCAUCCAGCGUUGAAGACUCCUGUUACGCAAACGUACCAGCGUACCAUCGGUCACCAGCUCUCCUACUACGGAACUCUCUUCCGCGGGCGCAACGACAUCGAAGCAGUUAGUGAGACUUUGGGAGCGCUUUGGAUCCAGCUUGGGUCCAAAGCCGUUGACUUUCAUCAGUACAACCAGGCUUUCUUCGGCACGGACUCAGUACCCAAACUGGUAACACUGCCAGGCUACAAGUGGGAUCACAGCAAACGAUUCUGGAAAGAAGGACGCAAGUCACUAGUGUACCGCACACGCAAUGAGAAGUCUCACCCGUUACUGGGCAAACGCGCUGUCGACGAUAUUGACGAGCAAAAGCGGUGGGAGAACUGUUUGCGGCUCCAGGACUUGCCGUGGCUUUCGGGACAUGUUGUUCAAGGCCAGGUAGUGUAUCCUGCCGCGGCGUACCUGGUGAUGGCGCUCGCGGCAUCGCGAACGCUAGUUUCGGCACAGCAAGUGGCUUUUUACGAGCUUGUCGACGUGGCGAUUGACAACGCGAUCCUACUGGGCGAGAAUGAUGCUAACGUUCGGACGUUGUUCACGCUGAACACUGUUCCAUUCCCGGAGUCUGCUUCGGAUAUUCAGGCCGAGUGGGCUUGUCGUUCGGCUUCCGCUGAUGACAACAAAGCAGAGUGGCGCGUCAAUGCGAAAGGCAAGGUCAGACUGUUGCUGAAGAGCAAAUUUGCUGACGGACUACCACCGCGCAUUGCCCCUGCUGAGACGUUACUCACCCGUGUGAGCUCAGACAGGCUGUACGACAACAUCGAGGCAUUGGGAAUGUCUUAUUCAGGGCAGUUCCGGCGCUUGGAAGAUGUGCAGCGGAGAUCGAAAUACGCCACUGCUCUGAUGACGGGCAUCGAGACCACGGACCUCAUUCAUCCAGCUGUUCUUGACUCAGCAUUCCAGCCAUUGAUUGCUGCUAUGGCUUAUCCAGGAGACGGCUCAAUGACUUCUGCUUGUGUGCCGACGCAUAUCCGCAGCAUACGGAUUGCCGGCUCUCAACAAGUGUCAAACAGUGGCAGACGCCUGAUCGUUGACGCUUUUGCGACGACAUCUGCUGCGCGUUCCUUCACCGGCGAUGUCGAUUUGUACGAUGUCGAGAGCGGUGAUGCAUUGAUGCAGGUGGAUAGCAUUACAUGCACGACUUUGAUUCAGCCCGGGCCGGGCGACUACAAGGAGCUUUACACGCAGGAAGUCUGGCAAUUGGACAUUGGAAGCGGCGUUGCAAUCAGCCAGGACGGCCGGAGACCUGAACCAAGGGAGCUUGAUCUCAAGGCAUUCCAAGAACGUCUGGCGUAUUCCUACCUCCGAAGGUUCUAUGAAUCAUUCUCCAGGGCCGACGUUGCCUUGAUGGAACCACACUACACCAAGAUUUUUGAGUGGCUUGAGCGUUUGUUUGCAACCAUUUCAUCUGGCCAACAUCCUUCUGUGAAGGCAGAAUGGGCAGAUGACGAUCACGAGAUGCUGCUCCAAGAGGCCUCAAAAUACUCAGGCUCAAUCGAACUGACACUGCUCCAGGCUGUCGGUGAAAACUUUGCGUCCGUUGCGCGGGGCGAGACCGGCAUGCUCGAGCACAUGAUGAAAGACAAUAUGCUUGAACGAACAUACACCGAGAUGGUUGGUGUUCCAUUCCUCAUGUCCUGUAUCAGCGAGGUGAUGCGUCAAAUCGCCCAUCGUUACCCGCAAAUGAAUAUUCUUGAGAUCGGUGCUGGAACGGGUGCCUUGACAAAAGCUGUAUUGAAGGGACUAGGCUCGGCAUUCGACGCAUACACUUUUACGGACAUCAGCUCUGGUUUCUUCGAGCGCGCCGAGAAGCGCUUUCAGGAGUUCUCACACAAGAUGGAGUAUCGGCCACUAAAUAUAGAAGUGGACGUUGGAGCACAGGGCUAUCAACACGGCGCCUAUGAUGUUGUUGGCGCCGCAAAUGUGCUGCAUGCGACCAAGUCAAUCAAAAACUCGCUGAGGAAUGUUCGACAACUUCUGAAGCCUGGUGGCUACUUGAUCUUGGUUGAGUGGACUGGCGACAAUCUUGGUAUUUUCACAUCCUACGCGGGCCUUCCUGGUCUCUGGCUCAGCGAGGAUGGUCGGACGGACGGUCCUCUUCUGAGCAAGGACGAGUGGGAUGAACACUUACGAGACACGGGCUUCUCUGGCAUCGAAUACUGGAUGCCCGAUUCGUCAGAUGCGUCCAAGCACAUCAGCUCACUGAUGGUUGUGCAGGCGGUUGAUCGAGACAUCAACGUCAUGCGUUCGCCAUUUACGACUAGCACGAAUCCGCUCGCAGGGCACGCUAUCACAAUCAUUGGCGGAGGUGUGACUGGAAUCAACAAAGCAGUCAGAGAUGUUCUGAUCAGCGGCUCUCCCGGAACCGACGUUCAUCUGGUCGAUAGCUUGGCAAAAAUGGUGGACGAGGAGAUUUCCCCAUCCUCGUUGAUCUGCCUCGAGGAUCUAGACAAACCUGUCUUGCAGGACCUCUCAGAGGCAACCUUAGUGGCUCUGCAACGGAUCCUUCCCAACUGCCGCUACGUAGUGUGGGCCGGCUGUGAGGGUCGUUAUGCCAACUUAUCGCUGGGCCUCUGUCGUUCACUGGCCAACGAGUAUGGCCAUAUGGCCUUGCAGUUCCUCAAGAUCUAUGACGCCAACAAUUUGGGGGUGUCCGUCCCCAUUGCGGAGUCGAUGGCACGCCUCAUAUACUCUUCGACUUGCAGUCAGGCGCCAUCUUGGCUUUGGACUUCUGAGUCGGAGCUGGUCGUCGAUCAGCAGAAUCGGCUCCAUAUCCCUCGAGUGCUCCCAGACAUCCCCUUGAACGAUCGCCACAACGCUAAUGUACUCUCCACCAAGGAAUCCGUGCGACUGGACAGUCAGUCGGUCACAAUCGAGAAGACCCAGGACGCAUUCGAGAUUUGCAAGGUUGAAAUGACCGACCGACCGCACAUCCGUAUCACGUAUGCCCUCCUUCGGCCGAUAAUCAUCUCGGGGCAGAGCUACUUUGUCAGCUAUGGGCAUGCAGCACAUCGAGAAGAUGAGAAUGCUCGGGUGGUGUUGUCACCAACUUGUAGCUCGUCGAUCCCGAUUUCGGCGAAUCUCACCGUGUCUGUGGGCCAUCACUCAGAUGCAGGACGCAUCCUCCCACGGAUUACAAGCAGGAUGCUCGUGCAGCGUUUCCUCCGCAACUUCGACACAAGUCGACGCCUGGCAGUCAACGAGCCAGAUCACAUUAUCGGAGCCGAGUUGCUGCAAGAAUGCGGCAAGUGCGGUAUCAAGACAAUCUGCUUCUCAGGCCAAGGAAAGGCUGGCUGUACCCCAGUUCAUGCUCUCGCUCCAGAUCGAGUCCUUCGAAACGUUCUCCCUAGUGAUGUGGGAACGUUCCUUGAUUUCGCGCCUGACCAGGCGUCCCGAUGGACCAGAGUGCUUUCAACUCGCUCUACAUAUACCACAGUCGAAACCCUCUGGAACGGUGACCUCUCCUGGGAAGAUUUCGCCAACAUUACAACACAAGUCUUCGCUGAGAGUCUUUCAGGCAUGGGGAUGGCCCAUGUGGUAUCCAUCAACGAUUUACCGAGCAUUGCUGCAAGGGACGUUUCGUACUCAAGUGUUGUUGACUUCUCCGCAGCCACACACAUCGAUGCUCUACUGCCGCCUCCAGAUUACAGCUACGUGGCGCGUAACGACGGCACCUACUUCAUGGUCGGAUGUGCAGGUGGUCUCGGUCGUGCCGUGUGCUCGUGGUUGGCGGACAAGGGCGCACGUUAUAUCGCACUUGUAAGCAGGAAUGUGUCUUCGAUCGACAAGGCAUGGUUGAACGAGAUCGAAGCCAAGGGCACGAAAGUGAUGCUAUGUCAAGCCGACGUAUCGAGCAUGGACGCCCUGAGGUCAGUCCUGUCGAAAGUCAGGACAGACAUGCCGCCAGUCAUUGGUGUGGCCCAUGCCGCUAUGGUGUUGAAGGACAAAGCCUUUGGGGGCUGCACUGUCGAUGACUUCGCCACUGUCUUCGGGCCAAAGGUAAAGGGCGCCGAGAAUUUGCACAACCUGUUCAUCGACGAGCCGUUGGAUUUCUUCAUCAUGUUCUCGUCCCUUGCAAGUGUGCUUGGGAGCCCAGGACAGUCGAACUAUGCUGCGUCAAACAUGUGCAUGCCGGCGAUUGCGGCAGAACGACGAGCCAGGGGCCUCAGUGCUUCUGUCAUACACAUUGGCGCGGUCACUGGAAUUGGAUACGUCAUGGGCUCUGAUGUUCAGAGCAAGGUGCUGAGGAACUACGACAUGCCAAUGUCCAUAAGCGAGCCUGUCUUUCUGGACAUCUUUGCACAAACCAUACUGAUUGGACGACCCGAUUCAAACCAUUCUCCGGAGGUCAUGACCGGGAUGCCGCGGUACGAUCGAGAUACGAUAGAUCUGUCCAGAUACGGGCGCAUUCCUAAACUCUCCCAUCAAAUUAUCGAGAAGGCGACGUCCCAGAUCGAAGCGUCUGCUACUACUGUCAGCGUCCGUCAGUCGGUGGACGAUGCGCAGAGCCAGGACGAGGCAGCUCUCAUUAUCCAAGACGCCUUCUGCUCAAAGCUGGAGAAGACGCUGCAAAUGCCUGCGGAUGAAAUUGACUGUGCACAGCCACUUAUGAACCUUGGUGUCGACUCUCUUAUCGCCGUCGAAAUUCGUUCGUGGUUCUUUAAGCAGCUGGAUGUCAGUCUUCCAGUUCUGAAGAUUCUCGGAGGUGCCUCUGUCGGUGAAAUAUGUCAGGAGGCGGCUUCAAAGGCCUUCGCCACCUCGAGUCAGGCGCGUCCUGGUCCAGCAGAUCACGACAAAUCAGUGUCGCCGCCGACCACGCUCUUGAAGACUCCAUCGGACAUGCGAGACAGUUCCAGCUCAGACUCGCGGGAAGAUGCGCGAUCUAGCCCGCCGAGCAGCGUUUCUCAAGAAUCGGAUCCCGAGCGCAUCGACCGCGAAGGACCACUUGGAUACGCGCAGAGAAUGACAUGGUCUGCAAUGGAGAAUUGGCGGGAUCCCACAGUAGGCAACAUUGCAGUCAUGUACAAAAUAGCCGGCCAGCUGGAUCUUGUGAAGCUCGAGCAGGCGAGUCAACAAGUAGUCCAGCGACACGAAAUUCUCCGGACUAGGAUUGCACGGGAUCCAUCUACUGGCGAGAUGAGGCAGUACGUGUUGGCGCAAAAGACUGUGCGGCUCGACGUCAGUCCAGGCAUGACUUUGCAAGCAGCUUUCGAUGCCGUACGCUUUCAUGUCUUUGAUCUCAAUGCUGGGGAGACCAUGAAGGCGAUUGCCGUUCCACGCGAUGGCCAUCUUCUCCUUGCAAUAGCGUGGUCUCACAUCUUUUUCGAUGGUUACAGUCCAGCGCCAUUUCUUCGAGAUCUUAACGUUGCCUACUUUGGCGGAACUCUGCCACCUCUGAAGUAUCAGUAUCUGGAAUUCGUUGAUGAUCAGGUGCGGAAAUCUGCUCAAGCCCAAGACCUUGCGGCGUACUGGACUGCAGAGUAUUCGCAUUUGCCGAGCACACUCCCUCUGUUCUCAUUCUCGAGGAUCAAAGCACGUCCGACGAUACCAUUGCAUCUACCCAAGGCGCGACCAACUGUGGAGAAGACACUGCCCGCCCAGCUUUGUUCUGCCAUCAAGAUCGUCGCUCGGAAAAUGGGUGCUACCCCUUUCCAUGUGUAUUUGGCGGCGCUCCAGGCGCUGUUCUACCGCAUGCUGCCCGUGCGAGACGUAUGUCUAGCAAUUGCGACCAACAAUCGCGAGGCGGAAUAUGACGACAGUGUCGGAGACUUCAGCGAUGUCUUGCCCCUCAAGUUCCAAUCUCAGGAUGAUUUCGCACAGCUGGUUCGACAUACUCGGGACAAGAUGCAAGCAGGCCUUCGCUCGAACCUACCAAAUCCACUCAUCAUGGCCGCUUUGCAGGGACCGGAGCUAGAUCGUCAUGGAUCGCUCUGCCAGGUCUCGGUCAACUACAUGCUCCACCCAGAGCAGGACGAAUCGCCCGGCGGGCAUGCAGCCGAAAUUUUGAAAUAUGCUCGGUCCGUUCGCUACCCUUUCGACCUUUACUUCAGAUAUUGGGAUAGUGGUCAUGAUCACGUGCAGGUGACUGUGGAUGCCUGGCACGAGUUGUACGAUGAACGGAGUGUACAGAUUAUACUGACGAUCUACGAGCGCCUCCUCUGGACGUUUGUGGAGGACACGGCGCAAUCCAUCACUGAGGUGACUAUACCCUCCACAGAAGAGAUUGAGUCAUCUCUGCGUAAGUAUUGCAUUCACAACAAGAUGUCGCGCUCUGCUAAU